Messenger RNA from Paramecium octaurelia, 413 nucleotides. Lineage: Eukaryota; Ciliophora; Oligohymenophorea; Peniculida; Parameciidae. The record is from the annotation of a GenBank genome assembly.
AUGUAUUAACCAAUAUUGCAAAAUUAAGAAUUAAUUAUUGGACCCCCUGAAAUUCCUAUUUCAAGUAAAGCAUUAAGCCAAUUUAGUUGAAUAUAUGGCAUAAUAGCCUUAGUGUUAACCUUUGAUUUAAAGCCAAGAUAAAAGGAAAUUUUUGGUUCUUUUGAUGCUAAUUUGCUUUUGCUAAACAGGCUUAGAACUUGCAAUUACAUUAGUUUCUGCUUAUUCUUAAAACAUCAAAGAUUUGAAGCUAUCUUUUGCCAUACCAAUGUUUAUUUUUCUAAUAAUAGCUUAGUUACUAUUAUUGUAGAUAAUAAAAUCAAAACCAUAAAUUAGGAAUGUAAUAAACUAUAAAUAAUUAGACUUUAUUCAAAGAAGUUNCAUUUAAUAUAUACUUAAGAUUCUUUAUUUCAUGA